Messenger RNA from Spea bombifrons (plains spadefoot toad), 4263 nucleotides. Its product is annotated as baculoviral IAP repeat-containing protein 1-like. Gene Ontology annotation, biological process: defense response to bacterium; pyroptotic inflammatory response; inflammatory response. The record is from RefSeq and is a predicted model, not a curated record. Gene Ontology annotation, cellular component: IPAF inflammasome complex. Bases 302 to 4213 code for a protein of 1303 amino acids. The transcript is spliced from 11 exons. Gene Ontology annotation, molecular function: ATP binding; cysteine-type endopeptidase inhibitor activity involved in apoptotic process. NCBI's taxonomy places the organism in Eukaryota, Metazoa, Chordata, Amphibia, Anura, Pelobatidae.
UCCUUUUUAGUAUUAAAACAGGGGACUAGGUGAGAAAAAAAGAGGCAAGUUUCCUUAAAACAAGAAUUAGGCCUAGAGAGACGACCUCGAAACUUUAAGAAACAAAGGGGAAAACAGCCUGAAACAACAAAAAAGCCAAAAACUGAACAGCAAUAGAAAACAAAAGUGAAAGUAAAAACGCAAUUGCUUAAGAGAGAGACCUAAUGUGGAGCUGAGCUGGCACUAUGAGGGAGGAGGGCAGAGAAUCAGAACGCGGAGAGCAAGGGAAGCAGCUCAUUGCUACAGACAGAGCUCUGUUAAAAUGGAAAAUCAAUCCGCUUCUGGAGGAGAUGUGGAUUUAACAAAGAUAUCGGAGUUUGACCCGUCUUUCAAGCCAGUUUUUCCAGCUGCUUGGAAGAAUAUCGAUAUUAGCAGACUUAUCCUUCAAAAUGAAGAAAUCCACCGAAAAAUACGUGAACAGAUGCCUAGGGGGCCGAUUUAUUCAAUGAGAAGUGAACUUAAAAGGCUUAAGACACAUUUGGAUCUUGAACCCAUGUCUACUUGGUCACCAACAGAACUUGCUGCUGCUGGAUUCUACUGCACUGGGCUAAGUAACAGUUCCCAAUGCUUCUCCUGUGGUUUAGUCCUGUGCAAACAUUCAACAAGCUUCUCCCCAAUGGAGAAUCAUCACAAAUUCAGCCCUAAUUGUGCGUUCAUUCAGGGCAAAGAUGCUGGGAAUAUCAGCAAAUAUGAUUUGCGCCUUCAGCCUUCCAAUGUUAUUUCAACAAAUGAACACGUGACAAUGGAAAGUGAAGAGAAAAGGCUAGAAACAUAUACAAACUGGCCUGCAUACUCUUUGAUAGCUCCAGCUGUUCUAGCACAAGCAGGUUUCUUCUUCACAGGAACAAGAGACAAUGUGCAAUGCUUCUCAUGUGCUGGGUGUCUAGGAAACUGGUUAGAAAAUGAUGACCCCUGGAAAGAGCAUGCAAAGUGGUUCUCUAGGUGUGAAUUCCUUCGAAGUAUAAAAUCUCAGAGGGAAAUUAAUCUUUACAUUCAGAGUUACUCAGGAUUUGCAGGUGUCACAGGUACAUCAUUCAUAAACAACGAAAAGUUUCAACAGACAGGGGUAACAAAAAAGAUGCUUCCCCAUCUUGAAGAUGUCAAAGCUCUGAACCAUCAUCUAGUUAAACUUUACAGUGACCAAGUUUUUCAGAAGGCAUACCCCUUUGGGGAUUCUGUUGAAAUGCAUAUUGAUCUAAAUUCUCAGUUUGCCGAUAUAUCUGUUGUUCUGAAGGACACCAAAAAUCUACCCAUUGAGCAGCUCACACUGCCUGAUAUUCUUUCCCGCUUCAGUGACAUCACCAUGAUCGAAGGUGAAGCUGGCAGUGGGAAAACAGCUCUCCUUCGGAAGAUAGCCAUUCUAUGGGCCUCAGGGACCUGCCCCAUACUAAGCAGGUUUGCCCUUGUCUUUUAUAUCUCUGCUUCCUCUAUUGAAAACAAACAAACGUUAAGUGACAUUAUAUGCAAACAGCUUCUUGGAUGCAAUAAUUAUCUCACUGAAGAAAGUUUUGAAGAAAUUAUAAAACACUUGGGUAAUCAGAUUCUGUUCUUGGUGGAUGACUAUGGCGUGAUGGGCCCUGUUGCUGAAGCCAUAGAGGAGCUUAUGCUAAAGAAUCAUGCAAACAGAGCAAGUGUUGCGGUCACUGUACUUACAGGUAAAAGUAGAAAGCUGCGGAAAUAUGCCAGAGCAGUUCUUAGCAUUCAGGAAUUCCCUUUGUACAGCUCUCUCUACUUGAUCAAGAACCUAUUUCCACGUGAUGUUGAAAGGUUAAAAGAAUUUUUUAUGACUUUAGAAUUAAACAAAGGUUUGCAAGCUACCCUGCAAACUCCUCUGAUAAUUCUGGCUCAAUGUUCCUAUUGGGUUCAACACCCUGGGGCAAGGGGAAUCAGUGAUACACAUGCUUUCAAGGCAUAUCUAAUGUACCAUAUAAAAAAAUGUCCCAGCCAUAGUGAGAAAGUAAAGGAUUUAGUGAAACUAUGUGGAGAUCUUGCUCUCGAUGGUAUUUUUCAGGCCCGCUUUAAUUUUACAGAAGAUGACCUUGGCCAAUUUGAUUUAGAUAUUGAUGAAGUUGUCAACUUUGGCCUACUGAGCAAAAUCACAGCUCAAAGAUUUAGACCACUCUACCGGUUCUUUCAUCCAUCAUUCCAAGAGUUUCUUGGUGGAAAAAGGUUAGGUGAACUACUGGAAUCUGAAGAACAAGAUGAAUUGGACACAGGAUUUCAAUACCUUAAACGUGUAAAUACAUUUCUCAAAAUUGUUGGAUGUUACCACUAUUUGGUAAAGUAUGCCAUCGGGUAUUCAGCAAAAGCGGCUACAAAAAUCUUGUCACAUCUAUUCAGUUUAUAUAGCAGCCAGGAAGCUCUGGAUUGCCAUGUAGAGAGUAGGAAACACUUACAGAUUCACCCUGAACUUGAGCUACCAGAACAAAUAUUAAUCAAUACAUUAAAUAAAAUUUUAUAUAUAAAUUAUGAUUCAUACAUAAUAGAUCUCCUAUUAACCUUUGCUGUUGAAGCAGGUAGUGAAAGUCAGUUCUUGGCUGACUGUGCGCCCACAAUCACAGAGUUUCUUACAGGGAAAACAAUGUCCUUCACCCUGAGCCCAACUUCUGGGGCUUUGGGUUUUUUCAUUUCUUCUGGUGAAAGCUUCUUUCUCUUUAUAGAAAAACACCCAGAAAGCAUCUCUCUGCUGAGAUGUAUUCAGUGUAACAUUUUUCCAAAUAGUCCUCGCACAGUACAAGAUUUUUCUGAAAUGUCAUCUAUACCUAAAACCUUUGGGAUUCCUACAGUAGAACGUGAAUAUUCAUCUGCGUUUCGACUUCUCAAUGAUGUUGUGCAAGAAAAUCAGCAAAAGAUAAAUGAGACUAAAGAUGUGUUUGACUUAUUCCCUCAAGAAAUUACCAUCAGCGAUUCCAUGGUUCAGGCAUUUACUUCCUUGAAGGGACACAAGGUACCACUUCUCCAAAUAGAAGCAACUGAUGUUAAUAUCAAAAACUUUGCCCAGUCCAACUGCGAAAAACUGAAGGUUCUUUUCUCAAUCUCUGAUCACAUUCAUCUUAAGUUAAAUAACUGUAGCACUUUUUUCCAAAACAACUGGCCAGCCAUAGAGGACAACUUGGAAUCUUUCUCUGGGUGUUAUAUAAAUAACACAGAUUUGAAUGAAGAAGAACAGACACAGCUUUUCAAGAUGACUGCUCUGGAAUCCUUACAUAUAAAAGGGUCUCUGGAGGCUCAACCACCAGAUAUCUUGAUUUCUGGAGUGCAUAAUUUUACACAUUUGACUGAACUGGUCAUUCAUUUUCCCAAGUUCCCAAAUGUAGUAGAACUAAUACCAGAUCAGUUUGGACAGCUUGAGAAGAUGAAAAUCCUUCAUUUUACGAAAGUAUCAUCAAAGUUUGCUGAAUUCCUUAAAAAUUUUCGAAACCUGGAAACACUCUUUUUAAGUUUGAAGCCCUUUACAGGCUUUGAAGGCCUCAUGGCAUCCCUCGCAACUUAUAAGAAGCUGAAAGAGUUGCAUCUCCCUGGGCCAUGUCUUCAAGACACCGAAAUAGCUUUUUUAGCUGAAGCAAUCAAGAAUUUGAAAUCUCUUGUCGCGCUUAAUUUGAAAAACCAAAUAAUUACAGCAAGGGAUGUUUCUGAAAAAAUUGCUGUCGCACUGGGAUCUCUUGUUCACCUAAAAUACCUGGCGUUGCCAAAGGGUAAAGGAAUGGAACAUGCUGCAAAUCUGUUUAUACAACAACUACAGAAUCUGCCUAACCUGAAGUAUCUCUAUAUAGAGGAGAUACUAGACAGUGAAAGUAUCAUACAAUUAGGAAAAGCAGCAAAAUCUGGAUACUUAAGAAGAAUCUAUCAGCUUGAUUUGCCCGCCAACGAUAACAUCGAAGAGUUUGGGUGGAAAAUAUUUUUCGAAACUGCUUGCGAAAUGCCAGAAUUGACCCAUUUAUUUAUAAGCAGGCUGUACACCAAUCAGAUAAAGUGCCAUGCUAGCACAGUCACUUCUUUUGUUCGGUUUGUGUCUAAAAUGCCAAGCCUUAAAAAAAUCGUAAUGCAUGGGUGGCUACUGGACAAAGAUGACAUUAACAUGUUCAAUGCAAUGAAAGAGAAUCAUCCUCAAUCCAAGAGCCUAAACAUUUAUUGGCAGUGGGUUUUACCUGUUGCUCCAAAAAUUGAGAAUUAGCAUAAGAUGACUCUUUACCUUUAUUAAAUAAAAUGAUCAUUUUGUGUUAA